AAAAAAACAUUCAGAUUAUCUUAAUUAGAUUUUAAAUCUUUUAUUUCGACUCGAUUAUCGACAGGAAACGCAACGAAAUUAUGGCAUACAAUACAGUUUUAAUAAUAUUAUUCUAUUUUUUCCAAAUUACCGUCAAAGGAGUCUAUACACUACCACCAGAUAGAUGUUUCAUGAACUUCCGAUGGGACGACUGCGGGCAACCGGCCACUGCAGUAAUCUACUAUUACAAACCAGGGUCAAGAUGCGAAGUCGGCAUGUGGCGCGGUUGUCUCCCUAAUCACAAUAUGUUCGCGAACGAAUAUGAGUGUGUAUCUACCUGUAUCUUCACGAUGAGAGCAAUGCCUCAAGACUACCAUAACUUAGUCGAUCAAUAUCCAGACGAAGAAUUCAUGGCAGAAUUAGACCACCUUGAUACGACUACAGGAAAAUCAGGCAACGAUACAGUACUGGGUGAAGAAGAACGUGGCAAUGGUACGGGAGGAACUGAUCAAACAGGUGGUAUUACAGGUACAGGUACGGAAGCCACUGCAACAGGUGAUGAUAGUCCAUCUAGUACCGAUAGCGCUGCUAAUGACACGGUCGUGGGCACAGAUGGUACAGAUACACCUGCGCCUAUUGCAGGGGAUGCAACAGGGAACCCCGAUGAAAAUAAAGUAGAAGGAGGAGAAGAAGGGGAUGAAAAUAAAGAGGGAGAAGAGAAUCCUGAUGGGGACAAACCAGCUGACGAGGAAAACCCGGCUGAAGAAGACAAACCACCAGAAAGAAAGAAAUAGAAAGCCAGAAAAACAUUAUUAAACAUUAUGUUAAUAAAGUAUUAAAAAUA
This is a messenger RNA of Plodia interpunctella (Indianmeal moth), 823 nucleotides long. RefSeq lists its product as uncharacterized. The transcript has 2 exons. Gene Ontology annotation, molecular function: serine-type endopeptidase inhibitor activity. Lineage: Eukaryota; Metazoa; Arthropoda; Insecta; Lepidoptera; Pyralidae. The record is from RefSeq and is a predicted model, not a curated record. Bases 81 to 773 code for a protein of 230 amino acids.